AUGCGCACGGCGCUCCGAGUGUAUGAUGCGCUUCGAAGCGAUGCUGCAGUAUUCCCUGUGAUAACUGGCAAAGAUGUUCAAAAUAUACGAGCUAUAGCUGUUGAUCAUCAAAAUACAGCUGUGUUCUGGUCUGAUGACGUCAAAGAUGCAGUCACAAAAGUUUACCUGAACGGAACGAGCGGCGAAAAGACGGUUGUCUGGAAAGGUUGCCUGUUCAUCUAUUUCUUUUCAUUCACUCAAUUUUACGCAUUUUUUGAGGAAGAAUCGUGCGUUUUUGAGUCGCACUGUACAGCAGUAAGGUCGCCAGCUAUACGAACAAUGCACUCGUGA
Molecule: messenger RNA, 330 nt
Organism: Gongylonema pulchrum
Lineage: Eukaryota; Metazoa; Nematoda; Chromadorea; Rhabditida; Gongylonematidae
Source: the annotation of a GenBank genome assembly